CAUCAACUUGCCAAAAGAACAUAAUCCCAUGCCCCAUCUCUCUCUUUUUGAAGAUUCUCAAUUAGGCUAGGGUGAUUCUCAAUUAGGCUAGGGUUUUAUAAUUGUGCUGCAGAAGGGGAAAGAGAGACAACCAACCAAGGGAAGAAGAAGAAGAAAAUGGAAGGAUGGGAUCCAAAUACGAAAUCAGCACUGACAAAAAUCCCUCUAUUGACAACAAAAGCAGGUCCAAGAGAUGGAGCAGCUUGGACAGCAAGAUUGAAAGAAGAAUACAAAUCAUUGAUAGCAUAUACAGGUAUGAAUAAAUCUAAUGAUAAUGAUUGGUUUAGGAUUUCAGCUGCUAAUCCUGAAGGGACAAGAUGGGUUGGUAAAUGUUGGUAUGUUCAUAAUCUGUUGAAAUAUGAAUUUGAUCUUCAAUUUGAUAUUCCUGUUACUUAUCCAUCUACCGCUCCUGAACUUGAACUUCCGCAACUUGAUGGAAAAACCCACAAGAUGUAUAGAGGUGGUAAGAUUUGUUUGACUGUUCACUUCAAGCCACUUUGGGCAAAAAAUUGUCCUCGGUUUGGUAUUGCACAUGCUCUUUGUCUAGGUCUUGCUCCGUGGCUUGCAGCAGAGAUUCCUAUACUCGUCGACUCUGGCAUGAUCAAGCACAAGGAUGAUGCUUCAUCCUCUGGUGAAUCAUAGUAUUUCGUCUGGUACUAAAACUGCAAUGAUCACAAUCAACUUAAAAAGUCCCUUUACCUACAUGAGAAAUAAAUAAAUGUCGAUGUGCAUUAUCGGGAUCUAUCUCCCUUUGAAACAAUAUUAUGUAUUAAGCCAGUAUUCCAAAGUAAUGUCUUUUUAGACUUUUUACUCUUCUUA
This is a messenger RNA of Papaver somniferum (opium poppy), 858 nucleotides long. RefSeq names its product ubiquitin-fold modifier-conjugating enzyme 1. Gene Ontology annotation, cellular component: cytoplasm. Gene Ontology annotation, biological process: protein K69-linked ufmylation. The transcript has 3 exons. Gene Ontology annotation, molecular function: UFM1 conjugating enzyme activity. The coding region runs from base 157 to 681 and encodes 174 amino acids. NCBI's taxonomy places the organism in Eukaryota, Viridiplantae, Streptophyta, Magnoliopsida, Ranunculales, Papaveraceae. The record is from RefSeq and is a predicted model, not a curated record.